CCAUGGCACACCGGAAAUGGACCCAGCCAGCGAGACCGUCGUCAACCCCAAUAAACCCCUUUCAGGGCAACUUACAAGGCGAACAAUUUUGCGCAAUACCAUGCCGCCGGCAUUGAAGACGGACGGAGAAGUCCAAGCCGUUGAAAACAACGGUCAGAUUCAUGUGGCGCCUCGAAGUCCUUCGGGAUCCGAAUUUGGCCGGUGCUGGAGUAGCAAGGAACUUGUUUUUGUGCGGCUGGUGUCAGUGGAACGGAGCGCCAGCGGGUGCACACAAGGAACGCUAUGCUUGGCCGAAAAGAAGGAAGGCUCUGCCACUCUCGAGCUGUCGUUGAACGUCAGCACGCGUAGAGCAAAGGGCAGCGGCGGAUGCACCACCACGAAAUCGGGCGCAGCGCGACCCCAAACUGACCCCUACCACUUGCGAAACGUGGCACAACAUGAUGAUAAUGAUGACGACGGUGAUGAACACGAUGAUGGUGACGAUUACGGUGGUGAUGUUGAUCUGGGCGACGAUGUCACUGACGAUGAUGACGAUGUUGAUGACGAUGAUGAUGUCGAUGAUGAUGUUCGUGAUGAUGAUGAUUGUGAUGACGACGAUGAUGAUGAUGACGAUGAUGACGACGAUGAUGACGAUGUUGAUGAUGGCGAUGACAACGGAGCGGACGAUGGUGGUGAUUUUGAUGACGACAACGAUGCCGCUGAUGAUGAUGAUGUUGUUGAUGACGUUGAUGAUGUUGAUGAUGAUGUCGAUGAUGAUGACGAUGUUGAUGACGUUGACGAGGUUGGUGAUGAUGAUGAUGAUGUUGGUGAUGAUGAUGAUGAUGUUGAUGAAGAUGAUGUUGAUGAAGAUGAUGAUGAUCACGAUGACAAUGAUGGUGAUGAUGAUGAUGAUGAUGAUGAUGAUGAUGAAGAUGAUGACGCUGAUGGUGGUGGCGACGAUGAUGGUGAUGAUGGGGGCGAUGAUGAUGAUGAUGAUGGCAAGCAAGAAUCACGGGGCCGCUCGCGAGGAAAGAACGAGCGGGAAUCAGAAGGGGACACAGAAACCAUGUGGCCCAAUGUCACCGACAUCCUUUCCCUCCGUCCCCGCAACUUGAAACAGGUGGCGCGACGCGGCCGCUCCCAUGGGCCGGCAAACAUGCCUGACACAAGGGCAGGCAGAAUAGCACUUUACCUUGAAGAGGGCACAACGCACACGAUGGCGCUGCUCUUUGAUGGCUCACAGUUCUUCGAGAAGGCGCAGUUCUUCGACGACGGCGAAGCACACACGAUGGCGCAACUGUUCGACAAGGGCUCAGCGCAAACGGCGGAGAUGUUCCUGCUGGGCCGUGGAUCAGAACCUGCCGUGCACGGUUCCCCAGACAAUCGUAAAUUUCGGAUCACGGCGGACUACGAAUUCUAUAAAAUGCAAAGUCCGUUGAGAUCCGAACUUCCCGUGCACGGUUCGUCGGAAAACCGUCGACUUCAGACCCCGGCGUGCUUCACCUUUCGGGUGGUGCGGGUUCUGACGGUGGACUUCCUAGCGAUCGGUGGAUUGCCACAACGUUUUAUUCGUACGAAAUUGAAAUCUGCAUGGAUCCGAACUUCUUGGCAGUUUUGGACGUCGAGUUUGGGAGACAGCUUCAUCUUUCCCACGCAAUCUCGCCAAGUUCGGAUUCAGACGAACAUGUCGCAGGGCGUGUUUGCGGUUGGCCCACAGGGCAUGAUGCGCGUGGUGUGCAGCUUGCGUGAUAGAGGGGACCUUCUCGACACCACGCAUCUUCGAGUCGGUCUUCUCCAGACCAUAGGCCAUGAGUGCCGAGACGCAUAUUCGCUUAGCAGAACCUUCUCGUCCUUGUGCGAAAUCCGUGCGGCAUUUCAACGGUGUGAUAACGAUCCACGGAGCGACCGCAGAGGACUUCGACGAGGACCCAUGGAUGACCGUUGCAGUCGUCGAUGGUCUUACAUGAAAAAUGUGUACGGUUCGAAGGGGAACGUCGUCGCCGGUGCCAAGGGGGCAGUUCUCGACAUGUGUCUGUUCGAGGGGUUCGGAGCAGGUGCUGCGAACACCCCAUUCUACAACGACCUCCGGCGGCAGGGCGGGUUUGUUUUGGGUCGAGAGUUCUUCGACCUGUUGGAGGACAAGGGCAUCGCCCUCGACGUCCCUUGCGAAGUCGGUCCCGACCUGGAACUGUCAAUGCCUUUGCAGCCGUGCGGCGGUUGUGAGUCGAGUGAGGCAGCGGGGGAGGAGGGGGAUCUAGGUUCCGGGGAGGCUACACAUGUGCAGCGGGAGGAUGCCAGAGCCCGCCGAGGGCCAUGGCGCGGAAGGCGAGGCCGUGGGCGGGGAGGGAGCGCAGGGCACUCCCCAAAAAGGAGGGGAGAAUGUCAAGAAGAGUUGGUGGGCUCUUCGAAGAAACAGGAGACCAAGACCCCGAGGACUCCGGGAGAGAAACGGAAGGGGAGCGGGGUGGAAGAGGGUCACCCGGGUAGCAAAAGUCCAGCUUCGAAACAUAAACAGCCUGAGUCGGGCCCUUCUUCACCACGACCUGCCAUCGACGUGGACGCCGGGUACUUCCUGGAGUACAAAGACGGCGUCAGGACAAGGCGGGAGUUUGAGAUUAGCCCGGCUCAGAUCGUUGACAUAAGGGAGUGGGAGGAUCUUUACAACCAGCGGUCGCUAGAUCCCGUCCUCGUGGAAACGAUAAGGGAAGCAAUGCGGUCUGCGUUCGAAAAUAAAGAACAAACGUACGAGUUGCCGGUCUUCAAGCUCGCACCAUUGGGGCUUCAAAAACCAACUCCUAGGACCAAGGCACAACGUCUGAAGCCAGAGGAGUGGAAGGAUGAGCUGGCGGGAGAAUACUACUACUACGUGGUGUGCGGGCAGCACAAUGCGGCUGCAGCCAGGUCGCUGCUCGGCAGCGAGGUGGCCAAGAAAUUGCUGAGCCACGAUGGGGCGAAGUGGACCGUAAAAAAGAACAAGGUCAAAAACGUAAAGCCUGGGGUCGCCUACAUCCACAACGACAAAUUGGGCAGAACGGAGGUGGUGUACAAUGUCCCCGUGGACCCAUCGAAUAAAAAGGGCAAAAAGGAAAAAGAGGAGGGCGAUUGGUUCGUGCAAGUGCCAGACCCGGACGCGCAUUGUUGGAAAGCAAUGGAAUCACCCAUGGACAAUGAGAAGUGUCGCGUUCUGAAAAAGGUGCUUACUUGCGAGGUCGUUUGGGUCCAGGCCGGCUCCCCGUCGUUGGCGAAGUUGGGAAAGAUCAGCGUGCAGGACAUGGUUCAGCUGGUGAAGUGCGACCGCGUGCUGGUCCGGUUGUGGAAUUACUACCAAUUCAAGCACGAGAAGAGGCUGGACACGGACUGGAUCCAAAGGUACCCUUUCGUGAAAUCGAGGUCUGCCGUUUUCAAGAAGUUUGAAGGUCGGGGAUUGGAUGACGAGUUGUGGGAUAACAGCAGGAAACACGUUUCCGACUCGGCGUUGUUCAAGGACUGCCCGCCGUACAUGGGUUGCGACCAGGACAACUCGAUUGAGGUGACAGAGAAGUUAGCGGGCCACAAGAAGUUGUCAGUCGACUGGAGAAACAAGGUUCUCUCCGUGUUGAAUGGAAGCAGACUGAAGAGCCGGGAAGUCACACUUGCCGAAGGCGUCGGCAGCGUCUACGGGGAUAUGGAACGCAAUCCGACCCAAUUCGUCGGUCUUCUUGAUUUUCUUGGCAAGAAGGGAAAGGGUAUCAUGUUCCUUGGGAAAUCGCACGCGCGAAGCGUCAGGGAGCUUCUGAAGGUCGGUCGGCACGUUGUCGCAAUGGAAGGUAACUCCGACCUCUUGCAAUUCACGAUGCAACUGGUGAAAAGCGAGGUCAAUUCGAGUGGGCACAAUUAUGAGUUCAUGGUCGUGAGGCCAACACGGGAUAAGGUGUGGAGCAAGAAGACGGAUAUGUGGUUCAAGUUGAGCGAGAGGAAGAGGAACAAGAUAUACGAUUUCUUGUUCCUUCAAACGCGUCCGAGGAGGGACACUGACGCCGAGUACAUCCACUGGAAGGACCACAUGUUGGCACUGCUUGACAUUUACCACUUCGUCUCCCGCAUGAACGCGAAGACGUUUAUCGAAAGGCUGCAGUCGCUGUACUUCGUGGAGUCCAAGGAGCAGUUGAAGUUAGCCAGUUACGCUUCUCUGAUCUCCACUGACAACGAGGAAGCCAUAGCGAUACGAAAUGGCGAGUGGGUCAUGGUCGUGGCAAUCCCGGGCGCGGUAUGGGUGUCAUUCCCACGCGAGUCGAAGUCCAACUUCCUGCACCUCGCGAGGAUUUCGGUCCUCCAGAAAGUGAAGGUCGAAAAUGACACUUUAGCAUCCAGCGACCUGUCCCUCAUUUCCACUGUCGGUCGACUGUUUGACGAGCUUAAGGACAAGUGCUGGUUGGAAUUGACGGAGGACUACUACGAGCUCGACACGAGUCCGUCGAAGGGCGUGGUGGACUGGAAAGUGCCCCCUCCCAGUGGGCCGGACGGUGGUUCCGGGGGGGGGUCACAUGGAAGCGGAGGGGAUGGGGGUGGCGACGCAGGGGGUGGCAAAGGAAUCCCGCCUAUGGGGGAGAGAGGGUCUCACGGCCGCAACACGACACCGGGAGGCAGCGCCGGGGUGGCGGGUUUCGCCGUCGACCGGACUCCGUCGACAGGCACCCGGCCCGAGCACACGACACACUCCGCCGACCCCCAGACUUCGUCCGUGGGCUCAGCGAGGGAUACGUUGGCAGCCUUGGUUGCUCUGGGCAGUCGCUCGGCCGAAAAGCCGAAGUCCGCCGGGAUCCAAACUACGUCGGGUGAGGAGCCACCAGAGCGGUCCGGAAUGCGAAGCUGCUCGGGGUCGGGGGAUCCAAGCACGGAUCGAGAAAUUUGCAUCAUUGCGGCGCAGGACGGAGACGUCGGAACGGUGUCGCCUGAGCAGGAGCGACGGCCGCAAGGAUUGCAGUGGGAGGCUGCAAGUGCAGGGUCCGGCGACACGGAGACCACGAAGUCCACCGAGAUCCGAACUUCUUCGGGCGGGGUUUGUCGGCCAGGGAUUGUCGUGCUGUUGAGAGGGGCAGCGUGCACGGGGACGGAAGGGCGGUCCUCGCGAUUCGGCACGGGUACCGCGGAAGGGGACGAGUUUCGUGGGAGGCAAGUAGGGGAGGAAAUGGAGGAACAAAAGGGAGCGCAAGAAGGGGAGGAAGAAAGGGAAGAAGAGGUGGAAGGGUAGGAAGCGGGAGAAACGGAGCUAAUUGAUUUGUUUG
Messenger RNA from Chara braunii, 5243 nucleotides. Lineage: Eukaryota; Viridiplantae; Streptophyta; Charophyceae; Charales; Characeae. The record is from the annotation of a GenBank genome assembly.